This is a messenger RNA of Hibiscus syriacus, 483 nucleotides long. RefSeq names its product lysine-rich arabinogalactan protein 19. The transcript has a single exon. Lineage: Eukaryota; Viridiplantae; Streptophyta; Magnoliopsida; Malvales; Malvaceae. The record is from RefSeq and is a predicted model, not a curated record. The coding region runs from base 42 to 419 and encodes 125 amino acids.
UUCAAUUGUUAAAUCCCUUUUCGCAUAUUUUUAUAACGGCAAUGGCUCUUUCUCAUUUUCUCUCUUCAAUCACAGUCGUAUUGCUUUUUUGCUCCGUUACAGCGCAAUCUCCGACGCAAUCACCCGCGUCCUCGCCGAAGAAAUCUCCGCCGUCCACUCCGACGCCACUCUCUUCACCACCAAAAACAUCCGUGCCGUCUCCACCGAAGACUCCGGCUGCAAUGACACCGUCUCCAGCAGCUAUUGAGUCACCUCCAUCAACUCCUCUCUCUCCGGAAGCCAGUCCUUCCUCGAUUUCCGAACCUCCUGUCGGAGCUCCGGGGCCUGCAGAGAACGGUGCCGUUUUGAACUUGAAUAGUAGGUUUGGUGCUGCUGGAUCUGUCGUGGUUGGACUGUUGAUGGCCAUUAUGGCACUGUAGAGAUUUAGAUAUCCUCUUCCCGUCAAUGAAGAAUAUAUAAGUAUAAUAAAUUUUAAUAUAUGUA